Messenger RNA from Camelina sativa (false flax), 708 nucleotides. NCBI's taxonomy places the organism in Eukaryota, Viridiplantae, Streptophyta, Magnoliopsida, Brassicales, Brassicaceae. The record is from RefSeq and is a predicted model, not a curated record.
AUGGCUUCUUCAUCUUCAUCUUACGACAGAUUCCCAAGUUUCAGAGGCAAAGACGUCCGACGAACCUUUCUCAGCCACUUGCUCAACGAGUUCCAGCACCGGAAGAUCAUAUCAUUCGUGGACAAUGGAAUCAACAGUAAAUCGAUUCAUCCAGAGCUUGUGCGAGCGAUUAAGGCAUCGAGAAUCUCAAUCGUCAUUCUAUCGAAGAACUACGCUUCUUCGAGCUGGUGCUUAAACGAACUGUUGGAGAUCAUGGAGCGCAAAGAUUCCCAAGACCAGAUGGUGAUGACAGUUUUUUACGAUGUGGAUCCGUCUCGUGUACGGAACCAGAUCGGAGAUUUUGGCAAGGGCUUCGAGAGAAGUUGUUUGGGGAAAACACAUGAUGAGAAGCAGAGAUGGAAGAAAGCUUUGAUUGAUGUUGCCAACAUUUCCGGAGAGCAUUCAAAAAACUGGCAUAGUGAAGCGGCUAUGAUAAAAAAAAUUUGCGGAGAUGUUUCUAAUGAGUUAAAUUCUACGAUGUCAAAGGAUUUUGAUGAAUUCGUUGGAAUCGAAGAUCAUAUAGAAAAGAUGAAUUUAUUGUUAAGUCUUGAGAGUAAUGAAGUGAAGAUGAUAGGGAUUUGGGGUCCAGCAGGCAUUGGUAAAAGCACAAUUGCUAGAGCGUUGUACAAUCGGUUAUCCAGCAGCUUUCAGAGCAACUCAAUGCUCUAG